AUGGCGUCUCCGUCCGCCGCCGCGCGCAAGCAGCAGGAGGCUCUGCGCCGGGUCCUGACACGCCAGUCGCUGCGCCUCUGGGCCUCCAAGGCCGCGCAGGAGCGCGCGCACCUGGCCGAGAGCCUGCUGCAGCUCUUCUCGUCGGGCCAGGCGUCCAGCGGCGCCGCAGUCGCCCCCGCGGACCUGGCGGCGCGCCCCAUCACGCGCCGCCCGGGCGUGGAGGAGGUCAAGGGCUGCGUGCUCUCCAGCGUGUACCCAUGUCUGCCGCCGCAGUGCGACGCGCUGCGCGGGGAGAUCUGGCAGGUGCUGCUCAACGUGUACAAGCGCAACCAGCACGGCUCGGCCGCGCAGGAGUUCGACCGCAUGCUGCAGCGGCUGGGCAAGCUGCCGCGCGACCCGCUGCUGGUCGACGAGUGCGGCGACGUGGCCGAGAUCCUCGAGCCGGCGGACGCCAAGGCGCGCGAGCGCGUGCAGCAAGAGCUCGAGGUGCUGCUCAUGUGGUUCCUGACCACCAAGAGCGUGGCCUACUCGACGGGCAUGGCGCGCGUGGUGGCGCCCUUCUUCCUGCUCAAGAUGCCGCUGCCCACCAUCUACGACUGCUUCUACCAGUACUGCGCGCACUUCCUGCCACACUUUGUGGUGGCCGACAGCCUCUUCGCGGACGCGCCGGGGCUCGGCGCCGUGGGUGGCGGCUUGGGCAGCAACAGAGGCAGCAGCAGCAGCAUGGACGAGGCCUACGCCGGCUCGUCUGGCCUGCAGAGAUCCAGCUCCAUGGACUCGACGUCGUCUCUGGCCGAGGAGAGCAAGCGGCGUGCGGACGAGGAGGAGGCGCAGGCGCUGCGGCGCGAGCGCCAGCAGUUGGUGGAGCAGUUGCUCAGCUACCACGCGCCGCAGCUCGCGCACUGCCUGAACCAGUGGUGCGGCAACGAGUGGAGCGUGGCUGGCAAGCUCUUUGCCGCGGACUUCCUGCUGGGACACCUGUACCAAGUGGUCCCGCCCGCCGCCUUUGUGUUCGUCAUGGACCAGUACCUCCUGACUGGGGACUCGCUGUUCGGCCUGUUCUUCGUGAUCGCGGCGCUGAUUCAAAGGGAGGAAGAGCUCACGAGCUGCGACUCGACGGAAAAGGUGCAGGACCAGGUCCGAUCCACGUUUGCCGCCAAGGCGUUUGAGGACGAGGAGAAUGUGCGCUACCUGUGUCUGCUGGCCUCACGACUGCGUAGCAAGACGCCCAAGACGUACAAGUGCUCGCAGCGUGAGGCCACGGCCGACAUCAGGUGCUCGUCGCGUCAGGCGAUCGAGAUUGCCUACGGAUCGGGCGCUGGUAUGGCGGCUAAGAAAGCACGGGCGCAGUCGAACAAUGGCAGUUUGAGUGGCCCGCCCUCGUCGAGCAACAGUUUGAGCGGCCCACCGAGCUCAGAUCGGAAGUCCACAGCCGAAGCUGCGGUGGAUAUGUCUCAAUGGGUGAUGAAGGAGUCGCGCUCGAUUGCGGGGAAGAUCUUUUGGUACCAUACCCAGACAGGAAAGACGCAGUGGGAGCACCCUGCGGAGAAGCACGACCCACCCUCUGCUUACUUCGCGUUGCCCAUCAGCGUCGAGGAAGUGGGGCCGCAGCUCAUGGGUGGUGGUGACAAGUCAAGCGAUCAGCAGCAGACUGGGAUGAGUAAUCUCCGCUUCUUUGUGGUCGACUGCCGCGGUUUGCGCAGCUCCGAGGACCUCAAGAGCGGUCGCAUUCCUGUGGCGUACACGCUGGACCCUUCGGUGUUCGACUCGCCGGAGCUGAUCGCGAAGAGCAUGGAAGCGUUCAACCCGAUGAAGUCCCAAGUCCACGUGGUGCUGGUGGGUCAUGGUGUCGGCAUCCCACCGGAGCUUGUGACCUCGGAGGAUGUCAAGACGAGUAUUCGGGAUGCCGUCCGUUUGGAUACAGACUGCCUCAACCAAGCGGCCCUCUUCUUCCAGAAGCGCGGGUUCCGGUUUGUCAGUACGCUGGAUGGUGGAUACUCUUCGUGGCAUGCGUUCAUGCGCGAUCGCGCUGGCUCCUCUCCUCAAGAGUUGCUGAAUCACGUGGCGGAUGAGUGCGUGUACUGCCGCUACGACACAAUCCUGCGUACAGGAGAGGACCCGCUGAAGCAGAAAUCCAAGCAAAAGAAGCCCCGACGAAAGAAGGCCAUGCCCACGAUGACUUCACUGCCUGUAAAUGGUGGAGAGGGUGACGCGAGUAUCGUCUCCACAAGCGAACUGAACCGCGCGAGCAGCACCAGCAUCGGCAGCAACACAAGUGGUCCUACCACGGGGAGACGUCAAUUGUCCCUUUCUCGAAGCUCAAUUACGUCAAUGCGAAGCAAGCUGUCGGAGGUUUCAAUCCCGAAGAAGUGGGGCUGGAGGCGGCGGUCGUCCACAAAUGCUAGUCAGCAGAACGACAGCGGGUCGUCUUCCGAGGCAGCCUCCGCGGAGGAUGGAGGUAGUGAUCACGGAUCGUCCAAUGAGGAGCUAGAGGAGAAGCAUGAUGAGGCCACGCACGAGAUGUUGCGUGCCGCGCUGGAGGAGCCUGAGGAUGUGACAGCCGACGCUGAUGGGGCAGAUGCUACGAAGGAUUCCAAGUUUGUGGGCGUCUUCACGAUAGACUAUAGCGACGAUGAAGACGAGGACAACAACGAGGAACUUACGACCGACAGCGGUGACACUGAAAGCGUAUCCAAGAGCGUGGAGCACGAGACUGUUCCCGCGGUCGGCGCUGUGGUGGGCAGCGAUGCGGACCCGACUGCGUCGGCAUGAUUGUCAACUGAAGGAGCAGAACGGAGUUUAAACAGAAAGUGGAAAUUUUGGGUGUUUAGCGCUGAGUGGUCAGCUCGUGGACGAGAAGGAGGUGGAUCGACCGUCUUUUAUGGAUGUUCAAUAGCCAUUAGCACCACCUCAGCAUCAGCCAACAGGUGCACACAUGUGCAAAUCGAUCAGUUGCGUUCAGGGAUGGUAAACUGUCUUUUAUUC
Messenger RNA from Phytophthora sojae, 2985 nucleotides. RefSeq lists its product as hypothetical. The coding region runs from base 1 to 2772 and encodes 923 amino acids. Gene Ontology annotation, molecular function: protein binding. NCBI's taxonomy places the organism in Eukaryota, Oomycota, Peronosporomycetes, Peronosporales, Peronosporaceae. The transcript has a single exon. Gene Ontology annotation, cellular component: trans-Golgi network. Gene Ontology annotation, biological process: retrograde transport, endosome to Golgi. The record is from RefSeq and is a predicted model, not a curated record.